Messenger RNA from Drosophila eugracilis, 605 nucleotides. RefSeq lists its product as uncharacterized. The record is from RefSeq and is a predicted model, not a curated record. The transcript has 2 exons. Bases 126 to 533 code for a protein of 135 amino acids. NCBI's taxonomy places the organism in Eukaryota, Metazoa, Arthropoda, Insecta, Diptera, Drosophilidae.
CAGAGGCAUUUAAUAUGCGGAUCAAUAUAGUCGUUUGUGCUUUCUUUGGAUUGUUUUUUACUGAAAUUUGCGUAGGUUUAUAACAGCAAACAUUUUCAAAUAAUUUUUUAGAUUUUUUUUUUUAGAUGGCAGUCGUUUUUAAGAUGACCAACUUUGUGUGUGAGAGCUACAAUAAGUCGUGGUUCGAGUUUCAUAAUUGUCGUCUGAAAGCCAUAAGUCGAGACAAGGUUAUACUAAACAUGAACGGCACAGUUCUGCACCCAGUUUAUAGUGUACAAACUCAUGGUAAAAUUUAUAAAAGAGAAAGUGGUUUCAAGCCCUGGCUGCUUGACACCAAAGUCGACGCUUGUCGUUUUAUGAGACGAAGAUAUGAUCCUUUCGCCAAAAUAGUCUACAGUCUCUUUCAACCGUUUACCAAUAUAAACCACACGUGUCCUUUUGUGGGACCACAGAUUCUUGAAGGAUUUUACCUGAAGCCCGAACUGCUCCUUCUACCGUUUCCAACUGGCCAAUAUAUGCUGGCAAUUACAUAGGUGGUUCUUCGACAAGAAACUGCAGUUUGAUACAAACGUGAGCUUUUUGUUCGUAGAGGAUUUUUCGAAACA